AUGAGGAAAUCUAAUUGUUGUCUUUUGUGCUUGUUUCCUCCUAAAGUGCGAGCUUUCAUUGGCGAACAAGUAUCGCUGAAAUGCUCAUUCAAAUCCAGUUCUCCCAUCACGGAGAGCCUGACAAUAGACUGGACAUACCGUCCCGCCACAAGUGGUCAGAUGGAGACAAUUUUUCAUUAUCAGUCUGUUCCAUACCCAACAACAGUGGGAAAGUUCAAAGACAGGAUAUCCUGGGUUGGGAAUGUUGCCAAGGGUGAUGCUUCCAUUGCUAUCCAAAGCCCAGUGAUGAGUGACAACGGGACGUUCAUCUGCAGCGUGAAGAAUCCUCCAGACACGUACCAUAACAUUCCCCAGACAAUGCUGAUAGUUACGGAGAGGGGCCUUUCCUUCCAGCUAACUUCAGCUGCGCUGCUGUCCAUUUUAGUAUUUCUCCCUUCCGUCAUUGUGGUCACUCUGCUGUUGGUAAGGAUGGGAAGAAAAUUUGGAGUGCUAAAGGAGAAAAAAAAAUCUGGCUGUAAGAAAUCCUCCAUCGAAGUGCCUGAAGGUACCGAGACAGACAGCUGCUUGGGGAAACUCAGAAACUGGUGUCUGAACUGUGUGGACACGGAUGAGGAAGACCCAUACUGA
Molecule: messenger RNA, 627 nt
Organism: Charadrius vociferus (killdeer)
Lineage: Eukaryota; Metazoa; Chordata; Aves; Charadriiformes; Charadriidae
Product: myelin protein zero-like protein 3
Exons: 6
Coding region: 1-627 (208 amino acids)
Cellular component (GO): membrane
Source: RefSeq, a predicted model, not a curated record